AUGCAGCACACCACGUGCACAGAGGACAGGAUCUACCACGCACUGGAAAGAUGUCUACACGGGCUUAGCAGAGAUGCUGUCUCCAGCAGAUGGGCUGCCGGGCUGUGCCUGAACUGCUGGAGCCUGCAGGAGCUGGUGAGCCGAGACGCCGGCAACUACCUCAUCCUCGUGGAGAAAAUCCUGCACUGGAGCUUGGAGGUGCAGGAGAAGUGCGACUACGAUCUCGUAACGCCCCUGGCUCUGCUCUUCUACUAUGCGGUCCUGUAUGCUCCUCACUUCCCACCAGGCUCUGACCUGCUCCUGAGGGCCGCCAGCGUAUACCACAGCUUCCUGACCUGGCCCGUGCCCUACUGCAACAUAUUCCGCGAGCUGCUCACCUUCAUCAGCGACGAGCUCAAGGCCCCUGGGAUCUCAUUCCAGAGGCUGGUGAGGACAGAGCAGGGGCUGCCCGUGAAGAACUACCAGAGCUCCACUGUGACGGUGCUGCUGCUCAACCGCUCCGAGGUGCAGAGCGAGUUCCUCUCCAUCGCCGAGAAGCUGAGCACCAGCGAGCACCCGCAGCGCACCACGCUCGUCCUGCUCCUCGAGCACCUCUACCAGGCCAGCUUCGGCACCCGCUGCGACCUGGAGAGCCUGCACCACCUCCUGAAGUCCAAGACACUGGAAGAGCUCUCGGAGAUCUAUGCCAGCGCCGCCGACGCACAGGAGAUCGCAGCUGCCAGCAGCGACCCUGUCCCAGCCCGGGAGCGGCUGCAGUCUGUGCUGCGGGACAUCGCCGGAGCCGCGUCCUUUCCUGCCAUCGCGGGCGAGGAUCAACCCCGCAAGCUCCACACCAUUCCCAUCCCCACCGCCCGCUGCUACACUUACAGCUGGGAUCAGGAUAACUUUGAUAUCCUCAAUGAUGUCCUCAGCAAAGAGUGCAGCAUUGUUGAGCCCAUGGCCUCGGAGAACGAAGAAGAGGAUGAAGAGGAGGAGGAGGAGGAGGUGGAAACUGAUGGCUGUUCCCCUGACCGGGACUCGCUGCUUUCCCCCAUCUGCACCAUUUCCAAAGACUCUGUGUACUCGGCACUGUCAGAGGAAGGAUCUAAGCCCUCACGAGUGUCUCUCUUCACCGCCUCCAAGGACUCUAUCUCAGAGCUGACGGUGGUCUCCAGAAAGUCCCUGAAGUCGUUCGUCUCCAGCCUGAAGGACUGCAUGGACAGUGGGUAUGCGGAGGACAGCGACGAGAGCUCCCUGGACAUGGUGGGGAGGCCGGAGCUGAAGGUGGAGAAGACCCACCACAAAUACAGACACACGCUGACCAACAAGAUCUACAAACUGUUCAAGAGCAAAAGCCAGCUGGUCUUGAGGAGGGACCUGAAGGACUACCCAUACACGGGCUCACUCUCGCUGCCGCUGCGCCGGGGCGAGAGCCCGCUCAAGGAGAGCACCUGCCCCUCACUGACAAGGUACUUCAAGCUGCAGUUUUUCUACGUCCCUGUGAAGAGGAGCUGCUUGGCUCCAUCGACCCCACUGAUGCAUCACUCUCCGUCCCCAGGGGACCCUCAGCUCCGGGCCUCGGCACAGGCAGAUCCCACCUUGACUAGGAUGGAGAGCAGCACCAACGACAUAUCCCACUACAUCGGCAUGUUGGACCCAUGGUACGAGCGCAACGUUCUUGGGCUGAUGAACCUGCCCAUGGACGUUCUGUGUCAGUCUGCCAAGCCGGAAGCUGAGCCCCAGGAGGACUCCCCGGAGCAACUGCCCAUCCUAGCAGACAUGAUCCUCUACUACUGCCGCUUUGCCACGCGCCCCGUCCUGCUGCAGCUCUACCAGGCGGAGCUCACCUUCACUGGGGGAGAAAAGAUGACCGAAGUCUUCAUCCACUCCCUCGAGCUGGGUCACUCUGCGGCCACGCGGGCCAUCAAGGCGUCAGGUCCGGGCAGCAAAAGGCUGGGCAUAGAUGGAGACAGAGAAGCCAUCCCACUAACACUACAGAUCGCCUACAGCAAGACAGCCAUCAGCGGAAGAAGUCACUGGAACGAUGUUGAGAAGGUCUGCACAUCUGUCAACCUUAGCAAAGCCUGCAAGAAGUAUGAAGAACUAGCCUCAAAGACAGAGUGUCUCAACUUGACGAUGACGGAGGUGGUCAAAAGGCAAAAUUCCAAAUCCAAAAAAAGUUUCAAUCAGAUCAGUGUGUCCCAGAUAAAAGUAGACAAGGUCCAGAUUAUCGGUCUCCAGUCCUCCUUCGCCGUGUGCCUGGACCAGGAUGAGCAGAAGAUCCUGCAGAGUGUAACCAGGUGUGAGAUCUCUGUGUGCUACAAACCCAGGGACAGCGAUCUCUUUGCACUGAGAAGGUCCUCUUUGCCUGCCCAGGACCCCUCUGAGUUUCAUUCUCUCCUGUGUUUACCCAUUGCCACCUUCAGUGGAGCACUGCCAUAG
Molecule: messenger RNA, 2421 nt
Organism: Opisthocomus hoazin
Lineage: Eukaryota; Metazoa; Chordata; Aves; Opisthocomiformes; Opisthocomidae
Source: RefSeq, a predicted model, not a curated record